CAGCAGCAGCAGAAGCAGCAGCCUCAGAGGAAGGUCAAGAAGGACGAGGAGCUGCUGGAUCAACUCAUUCAAGAUCUGAAUGAAGUCAAUGACAUUCCCUUCUUCGAUGUUGAUUUGCCAUACGAGUUGGCAUUGAAGAUAUUCCAGUAUCUCAACUGUACUGAGCUGGGCCGAUGUGCACAGGUGAGCAGGGCAUGGAGAGUCCUCGCAGAGGACGGCGUUCUGUGGUUCAGGAUGUGCACGAGGGAGGGUUAUCACCGGGAUGCCGGCGUGUCCGACUCCCCCUGCUGGAAGAGCACGCUGCGUGACUGCAGGAGUUCGGCCAAAACGGUGUGCUCCAACUGGAAGAACCGAGUUGGAUCCAUCAGCCAGCUGCAGUUCGAGCUGGGGAAGGUGCUGUGUGAUGUCAGCUCCUGUGACAGCUUUGUCUUGGCUGGGUACACAUCUGGUGACGUGAGACUGUGGGAUACGCUGCAUUGGGACUCGACGGCCUCUUACCUGAAGCCUAACAGCCUGUCAACUAACUCUGACCCCAGACCUUAUGUUAGUCACGUCCAGGUCAACAGCACAGUGGCUGCUGCUGCUUAUGAAGACGGCUGCGUGGACCUGUGGAGCACAGAGACCGGUGGAGAGCCCAUCCACCACUACCAGAGCCCAGGGAGGGUCCAGGCCCUGGCCCUGAGCCCUGACAGUCCCGUCUUGGUCUCCGCAGCUGGGCCUGAUAUUCGGCUGGACCGUGCCGACGACUGUGGGUACUGGAGGACUCUGUGCCAGGCUCAGCUACCCAAAACUGUAGAGAGUCUGGUUUUGGUGCCUGGCAGGGGGCAGCAGUGCACGCUGGCGGCCGUGACAGCAGGAGAGACCGUGUACCUAUUGGACGACCGGGAGGAGGAGCCACGGACGCUCCACUCAGUCUACGGUCAUCCUGUUACCUGCUUGGAUGCCUCUGACUCACAUGUUGCACUUGGAGUGAAGAGCACGGGCUGGUCCAUGCACGGUGGAGGAAACAAGAUCCACAUCUACAACCUAGAGACGGGCAAGCCUGUGGUUUGUGUUGGCAACUCGCCGGGAGAUUUCACUUGCAUCAACUUGAGAGACACUCCAGCUCACCUGCUGGUGUGUGGAAACAAAGACAGGAGGGUGAGGGUGUUUGACCUACGAGCCGGCUCCUCCGUGGCGUCCCUGUACGCCCACCACCUGGGUGUCACUUCGGUGCAGGCGGACGACUGGAAGAUCGUGAGCGGCGGAGGCGAAGGAUUGGUGUGCGUUUGGGAGAUGAGGAUGGGAGCGAAGCUGUGGGAGAUGCACAACCGGCAUCCUGUCAGGCAUGUACGCUUCAACACCAGCACCCUGGUAACAGCCAACAUCCCCGAUGACAAGUCACCGCGGGGGGCCUGCAUCACAGACGAUGACCUUACAGCUCACCGCAGACACCGGGGGGUCAUCUGCCAUUACGACUUCUCUGAGAAUGCGCUGUCACAGGAGCACAUCCUGCCCAUCUGCAGGUCCGACUACACUGAAUCCUACGGCUACAACUACAACAUCGGCCUCACGGUGCCUUAUGACAGGCUGUCUGGUUCCCAUUCAUCCCACUGACAUGCAGUUCUCCAAAGUGCAACUGGGCUCAGUGUGUGACUGAACGGACAAUAGGACCCCCCCCUAUCAGUUAGAUUCUCCAAACUGUCCUUUUAUUUUAUUACUUUUCUUUUAUCGUCCUUGUUAAAUCAAGCUUUUUGGAAAUGUAACGUUUUGUUGUAUAUUACCUGUAACUGUUGCAAAAGUAUUUUCAAUGUUGAAUACAGCUGCAGAGAUGUUGCACAAGAUCAUCAGUUUUUAAACCAAUACUGUAACAUCUAUGGAUUUUUAAUUGUUCGGCUUCCUGGAUUUGAUUCAGUGCUGCUGUGCAACAUCACAGCAAUAAAAAAAAUAUAUAUUUCUACCUCAUUCAUUUCUUCUUUGCAUAUUUGUUAUUAGUUUCUCUGAAAAACAUCUCAGGCAUUUUAUCAUAAUGUC
This is a messenger RNA of Morone saxatilis (striped sea-bass), 2013 nucleotides long. It is a transcript of the gene fbxw8, whose product is annotated as F-box and WD repeat domain containing 8. Lineage: Eukaryota; Metazoa; Chordata; Actinopteri; Moronidae. The record is from RefSeq and is a predicted model, not a curated record. Gene Ontology annotation, molecular function: protein binding. Gene Ontology annotation, cellular component: preribosome, large subunit precursor.